GCAAGAGGGCUAGCAGCUAACUAGCAUAGGAGACCGGGGAGAGAGCUCGGCUCAGAAGUGACAGCGGAGAAUGGAGAUGACUGCGGACCUUCGGCGAGUCUCGAUCGCAGCGAGGGUAUUCGAAGUCUAUUCCUACCCAUCGAAGUGCAUCUACUGAAACUGGAUAAACUCAGGGGUGCAAAGGAAUGGCUGAUCCUCUGCGGAGGACAUUAUUAGCUAAACUUCGGGGGAAGAAAUCCAAGAAAGGGACGACAGCUGGUGGAUGCGGUGUUGCAGCUAACGGGGGCGCCGAAGGUAAAGAAAAACUUUUGCAAAAGACAGACGGGCCAACUCACAAAAUAAUAACGAUUCCUGAGUUGGAUUGUUUACCAGAUAAUAUGAUUUCUAAUGAGACGUAUUUAAAUGGAAGCUUCAACAACAAGGAGGUAUGUUUAGUAGAGAACACGGUAGUUGUUAGGAACGCGUUUCCCCAGAGCGAGGCGUCACUACACAUAAACACGGGGGCAAGGGACAUUCAAUUCAGCGGGGCCCCGGGGCUUGGGGGUCGAAGUAAUGAGAAACUCUUGGGGGUCCCGGUUCAAAGGGAAAAUCUUGACAGAGGCAAAGAUAGAGAGGAGAUGAGUGGCUUUCAUAAACAAGAACCGUGCUUUUCAGGGCAAGCGCAAAACGGAGCGUUGCGGGAACCACAAGCGCAGAAAAAACACACUGUCCCCAUUCCACGGCAAACUACCGUAGGGGAUUCAAUUGGGUUUGGGAGCAGCGAAAAUGCCCAUUUUUAUUUUACUAAGGCUGAAACAGACAGAGCAAUUGUUAAAUUAUCAGAUGGUCAUUAUGCGUCUCCAAAGUCUUGUGGGACAAAUGUCCGUUGUGAGACAGAUCUGAAGAUCAUAUGCGACGGACUCGUGUUUGGCCAACAGUUAAGUGCUGGCUGCGUUACAAAUUCAAUUCACAAACCGCAUAACCCUUUACAUUUUAAGAAGGAAUUGGUCACAGACGUAACCACAUCCAAUCAGACGGAAAUGUUCCCUCAUGAGUCAAAUUACCUGCAUUAUGUCCAGUGCAGUGCAGAGGAAAGUAGCGUGAUAAAAGACAUUCAAAAUUACGAGGGGUUUGUGGAAUACUCGAGGGAUACCAGGACGCCCAAUAUGCUCAGCCCCACAUUUUUCCCCACCGAGUUGGAGAUAUUCGACGUAAACGUGGCUCCCAGUGUCGCGUGCGCGAGAGACCCUCUGCGCCACCAUUCACUGGACAGCGAGGAUGAUGAUUACUACGAUAACGAAAUCCUACCGUUUUAUGAAUCAGACUCGCUCAACCUACACAGUGCUAUCCAGAGAAAUACUGACAUGCCAAUUCAAACAUUAACACAGCCGGAUACAAGUGUAUCCAGGGCUGACCAAAACAGCGCCGAGGAAACCGACAGGUUGAGGAGCCAGUUAAAAGAAGCGUAUUACUUGCUGAUAAACGCAAUGCAGGACAUUAGCUUAAAUGGUCAGGUAGAAGACAAUGGGUUUAUUGAGCAGGGUAGCACUGCUAGUCACUCGCAAGAUAGUGUUUGCUCACAGACUUCCACCAAGCACUCGAACAGUGAUGGAUCGUCUUCUGGAAAGCUUAGCGCUCAACAGGUGUCUGACACAGACUCGCUGUUGAACUUUACUGAGAACAUUGCACUCGGUCCCAAGAGCUCCCUGUUGAGUAAAAGCUGCCAAAAUGUGAGCAGUCCCAGGACCAGGGUAGCCUUACAAAGGUCAGUUAGUGACAGUUCAAUGAAAUACACCGCUGUGAACAUGCCGUGUAACCACUUCGCUGAUACCCAAGGCGCUGUUGUCAGUGGCGGGGUGGAUGAGACUAAUCAGGUAAACGAAGCUCUCAUGUCGGAGAAACCGGCCGCCUAUGACACGGCAAGCAGUGGCGAGGACGGACGGCUGAACGAGAGCAACGGGUCUGUAAACAGCCUCACCGGCUCUUCCGACAAUGUGGACGCGCAGGACAGAAGCAAGCAGGACGGCCCGAGUCCCGGUGCUUGCGCCAGAGGCUCUGUCAAACCCCACGGGCUAACGGUGAACAAAAUGCAGGAGUGGAUGCACAAAGGACGCCUGCUGUCGUCCGAGAUGAAGCAGCGCAUAGCGGGGUCCUCCCUGCGCGCCUACGGUCCGUCUAAUUUGCGGCUGGCUCAGGGAGUACCAAGCCGGACUAAAGGGACAACUCAGAGAGGCAAAACUGCCGCCCCUUGCCAGGCAGCGCAUCAGUCAGUGCUGAUAGAGCAGCAGGGCAGCUCCCUCCGGGCUCAGCUCAACACCAUCACCGUCUCCAAGAAGCGCAGCUGGCUGCAGCAGAGCUCUGGAGGCUCCUGGGAGGGGGAGGGCCAGGGGCCGGGGCCCGACGGCGAGGCCCCCCAGUCCCCUCAUCACCACCACCACGCCCUCCCUUCCCCUCCUCCCUCCACCUCCUCUGGGGCCUCACCUGAGGGUGCGUCCCUGUCCCCGUCCCGGCUGGCCCCCUUCCCCCGGCCCCCGCUCCCUCUGCGCCUCCCCCUGGUCACCAUCACCCACCCCCACCCCCAUCACCACCACUCCCGCCUCUCGCCCCCCCACCUCCUCCGCGGCGCCGUGGACCCGGCAGAGGAGAACGAUGCGGAUGACGAGGGCGAGAUCUGGUACAACCCCAUACCGGAGGAUGACGAGCUGGAGCCCCCCAAACCCCUGCCCCUGAGCGGGGCGUCUCGCGGCGCGCACCCCCACCCCCCUGGCGUCUCGUCCAGGCUCCAGGGCCCAGGGGAAGUGUGCAGGACGCCCCCGGCCCUGAGGCGUCCGAGCGGGGAGUCGUCGUCGGCCGGGGAGGGCUCUUCGUCUUCCGGUGGACCCCCGCCGCUGCCGUCGUCGUUAUUGUCCGUGGAAACGGCGAGUCACGCGCUCGCUCCCCCACAUGUGAAUGCCGUACAUUCCAGCGAGCCUCCACAGCUGCACAGGCAGAUGUUCAGCAGCCGCACCCAGGAGGAGAGCCUCGCACCCAGGCUAGCCGCACCAGAAACUGAGCUGGCCACCGCUGGCUUCUCUCCCCCAUCCAGCCCCAACCCGGCCAAGAAGGGAGGAUCCCUCAGCUGGUCUUUCCCAGACAAGAUCAAGUCUCCGCGCACGGUGCGCAAGCUCUCCAUGAAGAUGAAGAAGCUUCCGGAACUCAGCAGGAAGCUCAGUGUAAAAGGGACGCCCAGCAGCAGCAACAGCAACAAUGCCGGCUGCAGCAACCAAUCAGAAUCCAGAACAGCAAUGUCGGCACACUCUUCCAAAUCGAACGGAGGAGGAGCAGGAGCCGGCUCGACGACUGUCGGGGCGGACUCGGGCCCGUCGCGGGCCAGGCUCUCCCCCGGCGUGGGCCAAUCCGGCGUGGGCGCAGGUGCAGGGGGCGUGUUCACCAGUGGGAACGUCAUCUCCCGCUACCACCUGGACAGCAGCGUGUCCACGGGCCAGCAUGGCAAGAAGAAGAGCAGCGGGGGCUCCAAGUCAGCCAGCAAGGGGGGCUACCUCAGCGACGGGGACUCCCCGGAAUUGGUGGCCAAGUCGGGUAAGCACGGCUCCAGCGCCCAGCGGAAGAACUCCAAGGCCAAGGACCGGGACGCUAACGGGAGCAGCUCUGGAGCGGGCAGCAGCGGAACCAGUGGAGGUGUCGGAGGAGGUGGUUGUGGAGGAGGAGGUGGUGGUGGUGGUGGAGGAGGUGGCAGUGUAAGCGGAGGAGGAGGAGGAGGAGGUGCUAGCCCCAAGCUCCACGGCAGCGAGCUGGACAUCGACGCCUUCCGGCCGUACAGCUUCGCCGAGCAGCCCAAGUGCACCACGUACCUCUCGGGCCUGAUGAACCUGCACUUCUACGGCGCCGAGGACCUGAAGCCGCCGCGCGUGGACUCGCGCGACGUCUACUGCGCCAUCCAGGUGGACUCGGUCAACAAGGCGCGCACCGCCCUGCUCACCUGCCGCACGGCCUUCCUGGGCAUGGACCACACCUUCAACAUCGAGCUGGAGAACGCGCAGCACCUGAAGCUGGUGGUCUUCAGCUGGGAGGCCACGCCGCGCCGCCACCGCCUCUGUUGCCACGGCACCGUGGCCCUGCCGGCGCUCUUCCGCGUCACGCGCACCCACCAGCUGGCCGUGCGGCUGGAGCCCAGAGGUAUGAUCUACGUCAAGCUGGGGCUGAUGGAGCAGUGGCAGAACUCGCUGGACGGUGGCGGGGGAGCGGACGGGGAGCGGGAGCCGCAGGUGUUUGGCGUGGAGGCCUGGAAGGUGGUGGAGCGGGAGGCCGCCGGGCUCAUGGUGCCCCUGGUCAUCGAGAAGUGCAUCACCGAGAUCGAGAGGAGGGGCUGCCAGGUGGUGGGCCUGUAUCGGCUGUGUGGUUCGGCUGCGGUGAAGAAGGAGCUUCGCGAGGCCUUCGAGAGAGACAGCCUCAACGUGGAGCUCUCAGAGAGCGCCUACCCUGACAUCAACGUCAUCACAGGUGUUCUUAAGGACUACCUGCGCGAGCUGCCGUACCCCCUCAUCACCAAGCAGCUGUAUGAGGCGGUGCUGGACUCCAUGGCCAAGCGGCCGCUGCGGAUCGGCGCCGGGGGAUGCGAGAACGAUCCGGCCGACACGGAACACACCGUCGGGCUCCUGGACAUCCUGCCCGAAGUGGAGAAGGUGACGCUGCGUAAGCUGCUGGACCACCUGAAGCGGGUGGCAUGGCACCACGAGGUGAACAAGAUGACGUGCCAGAACCUGGCGGUGUGCUUCGGGCCCGUGCUGCUGAGCCAGCGCCAGGAGGCCUCCUGUCACACCAACCGCGUCUUCAUCGACUCCGAGGAGCUCGCCAGCGCCCUGCACUUCAAGAAGCACAUCGAGGUCCUGCACUACCUCCUCCAGCUCUGGCCAGUGGUGGAUGCAAAUUCAAAGACCUCCACAGCCCCGGAGGCAGAGUCCCCAUCACCAGCUCCCGGCGAGGUCUCCCAACAGCUGCCUAUCGCCACCUCCACCACCACCUCUGCCGCCCCCUUGCGCAGGAGGAAGGAACGGCCCCAGGUGCUUAACCUCUCGGAGGCGGAGAUGGCCAACGUGCUGCGGCCCAAAGGAGGCCGCCUGGACAGCCCCAGCAACCGCUACGCCGGCGACUGGAGCGGCUGUCAGGAGAACUACUUCCCCAUCACAACGCCCCCUAGCAGUGGCCAGGAGAACUACUUCCCCACCGCCACAGCGCUCCCUGAUGUCAAGGGGGAGGCGGAUUAUGAUGACGUGCCGUCUGAGGAGACAGCAGGAGGAGAGCAGGAGGGACGUGAAGAGGAGGAGGGAAGGGAGGCUGAAGAGGAGGGCAGAGGCCACGAGAGGAGGCCUGUGGAGCUGGAGGUGGAGGCACAGGAGGAGGAGGAGAAGAUGGAGGAGAUGGCGGUGAAGGAGGUGGAGCAGGAGGUGGAGAAGACAAACUCGACAGAGCUGGUGGUGGAGCCCGAGAGGUUCAAGGAGGUGGAGGCAGAGGCAGAGGCCAAGACUCACGAAGAGUUAGAGUUGGAUGGAGAAGGAGAGCAAGAUGAGGUGGAGGAGGAGGUGGAACCGGAGGAGCAGGAAGAGGAGGAGGAAGAGGACAGUGGAAGGAGGGUUCUCAUGCAAAGCCCUUGGGACGAGCGACGGAACUGUGAGCACAUUCUCCUGGGAGACGAAGAUCUGUUGGAGGAGGACCACCACCGUCAUCAUCACCAUCACCAUAACGAGCACAGGGAGGAGCACUUGGCCAAAGAGCACGCCCACUACCAGGCCUACAUGAAGAUCCAGGACAUGAGCCCCGUGCUGAGCAACCGGGUCAACCUCAAGGACCUGCAGGAGAGCAUCGACAUCCUCAUCGGCAACCUGGAGCGCGAGCUCAACAAGAACAAGCUCAAUGUGGGCUACUGACCUGCUACCAGGACGGUCUAAACAAGCCCAACGUGGGCUACUGACCUGAAAUCCAGGCCUAUCAAGCCUGUCGUGCUCAGUCUAAACUCAAUACAGGCAACUGACCAGCCUAUCAAACCUGCCCAUGCUCAAUACAACAAGUUCAAUGUGGGCCACUGACCUAUCAGGCCUAUCAAGGCUUCUCAUUGUCUGUCUAAACAAGUUGAAUAUGGGCUACUGUCUGGCUUGCCCAUGCUCAAUAACACAAGCUCGAUUUGGGAUACAGACUGUUCUAUGGAGCUUGUCCAUGCCCAGUGUCAACAAGCUCAAUAUGGCCUAAUGACUUGGCUAUCCCAGCUCGAGAACAAACAAGCCCAAUGUGUCCUAUUGAUGGCCAAUCCAAGCUCAACGAAAGCUCAGAACGAGUUUAGCAUGGGCUACUGACUGUCCCAUCCGAGCUGGGUAAAACUAGCUUGGUGUGGGAUACAGACUAGGCUGGAGAGGCUCUUAGUCCAUGUGGUCAUAUGUUUAGUGAAUAAUUUCACUAUCUGGGUUUUUUGGGAGAGGCUGUGAAACCCUUGGUAAUGACACCCUCACCACCAUCAUCAGUAUAUCUGAAUUAAAGGUACCUGUUCUCCUAUGAGACUUAAAAAAAGAAAAAAAACUCUGUGUACGAAAACUGUGAGGUCUGGCACUUCUUGCUUCAAGCCCAUUGUAUUUUAGUUCUCACCAGUCAACAGACAUUCCUUGAUUGUUUUUUUUGUCGCAUGUGUUCGUUUGCAUUAGUCAUUGUCGGAGGUUUUUUUGCUUGUUUAUUGCUGUUUCUGUCAACAUGUGUCUAUUUUCGUCGUUCUUUCUUCUUAUUAGAAGAACCCAUUGACCCCAAGGGGUGUAAAGGUGCCUUAAUUGUGUGAAGGUGGUACUUAAGGCAGCACAAGAGAGCUUUUAUUUUUUAUUCGUUCAUUUGUUUGUUUGUUUGUUUUGUUUAAUUUUUUCAGUGGAGGUACUGUGUGCUACAUUAUUGUUGUAAACCAAUGCACUUACAUGGCAGAUUUGAUUCUUAAUUUUGAGAGGUAUCUACACAUACAGGGAGGGCAUCAGCAAGAGAGGAGCGCCCCCCUGCCCUUGCUACCAACACUGAAAUGAAACAGUGACGCUAAUGCUAGCCAUAGAGCAGGGAACUGUAUUGGGAGGAAAAUGUACUUACGUACAGUAUGUUAGCACACGUUAGCGAAUUGGAACUUAGCUCGCAACACGAGCUAACACUAACAGCCUUUCAGGCCAACUGUAGGCUACGUGAGCACAAGGGUCUAAUGUAAUAUGGGAGUCUUUAUUUCAAGGCAAAAAAUUAAAGGGGAAAAAACAACAUCCUGAAAAAAAUGGUAGUGAAUCUGACUGAACGUGUUAAAAGAUCUUUCAUGUCUACUUUUUCUAUCCUCCAUUUUGUUUAUCAUUUUUUAAAGGAAUCGUCUUGUAGAUUGUGAAACACAAGACUGAAACCUCACAGGCAUAGUGCCUGCAAAAUUUGUAUUGAUUCUCCUAGAAAUAGUUACUGUGGUCAAGAUUUCAUUUAGAAAACAUGAUCACUACCUAAAUUAAUAACAAACACUUUCUUUUCCUUGUCAGAAAAUCCAGGUAUACAAGAUGAUCAGUAUUUAACAGAUAUAUGUGUACAUAAAUAUAUAAAAAAUUGUAUUUGGAGUAUAUAUUUUUUUUCGACAGCUUAUAUUUACAUACGUGCAUAUUUAAUUGUUCUCAGUUACCUUGUAGUAUUGAAUCUGUGGAUCAGUACCUGUCAUAUUAAUAAUCAUGCCGCUUUCCCCUAAAGCUACCUUGACACAUCGUAAUUGUGCUGGACUGUAAAACGCAAAUUCAAGUCGUGAAAAGGACACAAGAGAGAAUACGCAUGUCUAUUCCACAGACAAGACUUCAAAUGUUGGCGUCAUUGCUUGUAUAUAUCUGGAAUGCAUUUUGUAGAGACAUCCCCAGUUGGUCUGGUGUUGUGUUCAUAUUUGUGUUGUUGUUCAUGUCGUUAUGGUGCAGAAUGUCACUUGGUCAAAAGCUUUACAUUUGAAUAUCUAUGUGUGUCUUAAGCUCCCCACCAACCCCCGACCUGCCCCUUCUCUCUUGUCCCACCCUCACCCCACUCACUUACUAAGGUAGCGGUUGAGUCUGGCCCACGUCUCAGCCAGGCCUGGGCCAGACACUACCCAGUGUGAUGCAGCCAUGGACUCUGCUGAUCACAUGACUUGGCUCUAAGGUCCACACAAUGGGUUUCUCCUUUGGGCAGCUGCCAUUGGAUGGAACAGUGCAAAAAAAAAACUCACUGGGAAACAAAUACAUCAAAAUAAUAAUGAUGAUGAUAUAUUUUGCACACUCCAGUGCAUUGUAAAAAGCUACGAAAUUCACUGUGGGUUUUUGGACGGUGCUGUUAGCCAUUUUGUUUUGCUUAAUACUGUGACUUGUUGCGGGCCCGGCUCGAUGUCUCCUUGUCAUGGGCCUGGCGGAUGCGGUACACGAGCUCUGUGACGGUCGGUCCCCUGCAGGGCUGCCAUUGUCCUGGCGGGGUGGAAAGUGGACACUGUGAGCUGCUGCUGCUGCUGCUGCCUUUGUUUUUCAAAAGCAUUCCUUCAUCCCUACCGCACUUCCUCCUUCUGGCCCCCCACCCCCUCCCAAAACUCCCCAUUCAUAUUCUACAAGCAUACAGUGUAGCGAACUGCUCCCCCCCCCCCCCCGCUUGCAUUUUAAUACAUUGGGAGUCUCAAUAUGAUCCCAUGAGCAUGUCACUAAACGAAAUGUUACUUUGUACUGCUAUGGAGAAAUGUAU
This is a messenger RNA of Engraulis encrasicolus (European anchovy), 8709 nucleotides long. It is a transcript of the gene syde2, whose product is annotated as synapse defective 1, Rho GTPase, homolog 2 (C. elegans). Gene Ontology annotation, cellular component: synaptic membrane. Gene Ontology annotation, biological process: signal transduction; regulation of Ras protein signal transduction; cell migration. Lineage: Eukaryota; Metazoa; Chordata; Actinopteri; Clupeiformes; Engraulidae. Bases 186 to 5903 code for a protein of 1905 amino acids. Gene Ontology annotation, molecular function: GTPase activator activity. The record is from RefSeq and is a predicted model, not a curated record. The transcript is spliced from 7 exons.